This is a messenger RNA of Daldinia loculata, 2344 nucleotides long. RefSeq lists its product as uncharacterized. The transcript has 2 exons. NCBI's taxonomy places the organism in Eukaryota, Fungi, Ascomycota, Sordariomycetes, Xylariales, Hypoxylaceae. Bases 148 to 1998 code for a protein of 616 amino acids. The record is from RefSeq and is a predicted model, not a curated record.
UUUUUUUACUAAUUCCAUUCGCGACUUUCUACACACAUACACCAGCAUUUAAUUCUAAUGCGUUAACUGUUUUUAAAUACGUUGUUCUACAUUGUGUAUAUCUACGCGGUUUAGGUAUUUGCGUUUCGGUUACCAUUAUUUACGAAAAUGCCACGCAUAAGACGAAGCGCGAAUUUACCCAUGUCUCGGGCGCGCAUAUCUGAGGUACUGUAUGAUCAUACGCGUCCAGAUACUAAUACUGAGCAUGAUACCAACAACGAUACCAACAACGAUACCAACAACGAUACCAAUAACGACAUUGACAAUGAUACCAACAAUGACAUUGACCUAUAUACAAAUAUUAUAGAUGCAAUGCCAAUCCCAGGGAUUCUUGAAGGUCAAGAUGAUAUAGCAACCGAUAAUAAUCAUGGAGGUAUGAUGGAUGAUGCUAUGCACGCUAAUUAUAAUAACGACAAUAAUAUACUGGAAGAUGAACAUAAUAGCAGCAGCGAAAAUGAAGAAAUUAUCGAUUUAAAUGCAAUACAGUAUGGCAGUGUCGAAGACAACAUGGAGCGUAUGGCAGAAUCAGCUUUAGAUCCAUCCGACGUAGAGGCUGCCAUAGAAUAUAAUAAUAUAUUCGAACAAAUAGAACCACCGGAACCAAGGGCAUUUGACGAGGACGACGACAGUGAUGAGGGAGAUCUAGGACUAUUGGACGGUUUAGAUUCAUCUGCGCUAUCAGGCACAGCCCAGACCUCGGCCACGUUCCAGGCCUCAGACGUCGACAAUGGUGAUAUACCCGAUAUUUCGUAUCCCCUCGAGAACCGACAUAACCAAGAAUUAAAUAUGUCUAAGUUCGAAAUAGCAAUCGCUGCUUAUACAAACCUUACUGGCAUGAGUCGUGAUGAAUGGGUAUCCUUACGUGAAAUCCUCACAUUAAUUCGCGAUAAGGAUGGCAACGAGAUCGACGACAUUUGCGCCCUUCCAACAGUACUAGCCACCCUGCAACAGCAAUUCCAUACUCGUCUACCUCUUCUGCCGAUGCGUGAAGCAGAAAUCCCACUCAGAGCCGAGAAGAUGCCCACCGAAUCAAAGUCUCGUCGGGCUAAAACCCAGGCGAAACUGGCACAUCGGAACCAGAACAAGAAACAAAACCGCAAGAAACGAAAGGCAGAACCUAUAGAGGAAACCCCUAUGCUCACAACCAAAUUAACGCUUUUUGAUCCGGUUGCCUUAUUUGAAACUCUUCUGGCCUCUGACAUCAGCAAUGAUAUAUACUGCGGGCCGGCUAUAUUCGUCGAUAACCCUACGGAAUUCUACCAUGGACAUUGUUGGUCUGGAUCAGUUCGUACAUCAGGCGGUAAUUAUGCCCACCUUGGAUCCCAAGCUAUAAUCUUUCCUAGUAAUUGGAUAUACUACCAGUGUACCAAUAGUAACUGUCACUAUCAACCUGCCAACGAAAAGAACCUCAAGACUACCGACCUACAUAUCGGACGCGUAUAUGGCGUUGGGUUAGACAUGCGUGAAGAGUCUUGCACGGGAAAAAGUAAGACUGUUAAAGCAUUACAAAUUCAAGAUUGUAUCCACCAAUAUCGCGAAGAUGAGCGGUUAAACAAUCUUGAGUUAAACCCAGGACUCCAUGAGAAUGAGUUAAUAUUGGUUUCAGAAACCAUAUAUAUACCGGAGACGAAUGCAUGGUCAUUGGAGAAUGUAUACCUGGAUUAUGAAUUUGGGGAGUGUUUUGACAAUCCCGAACCUCCCAAAUUACGGCCUAAUGCAAAAAGACAAACAAAACAGGAUAUACCUUGGCCAAAAUAUGACGUUCGUACAGAACCGUCAACUAAAGACAGUUCUGACAGGUAUUGGUUCGCUCGUCGUAUGAUUGUGUCUGGUCAGAAGGUGGACAAGAACCUCGAUGUACAUGCUACGAAGGAAGUAACACCCCUCUGUCAUACCCAUCCCAUACGCGCCGAAUUAGAGCUUCAAACCUACGGUCGAGCAACAUUUGAAAAAGAAUAGGAUCAACUCUUACCCAAUGCAACACCUGUUAAAACCAUUCCCUAUGUGAAUUUUAUCGACGGGUUUAGUGUCUUCGGCAACUCAUAUCGAUCUUUAAUGGGCGAUUAUAUUACACCAGCCGGACUAUGUAAAGCGGAUCGGUUUAGGCCCGGCAACAUAUAUCCACUAGUACUUAGACCGCAUGGGUCGAACUUUGCAGAUGUCGUGAAGGCACUCGGCAGGCUCGGGAUGCUAGAUAAAGCAAUAACAUCGAACAUCAAAGGUAAAUGUACUACAGUUUGUGCGUUUGCCUUAUGUUACACAGGAGAUAUGCCUCAACAGGCUGAAAACAGUGGGCUCAAAGGCC